GUGACGUAUUUCCUGUUGUGCCAAGGUCCACUCAGCUGGGAAACACCUUACUGACAGCUUCUCUACCUCUUUCAACCGUUAGGUUACCUUAAAAACAUUUGUUACUGACUUGUAAAUUAUCUUUUUAUAUUCACUGAAGUUUAUACUACAGUUAUCUGUACGUGUCACAUCGCGGGACGUUGUUGUUAAGUCUCAAUUUCAGGACUUUUUAGUCGCCAAAUCUGCCUCCGGAGCGUGCUAACGUUAGCGCAGCAGCUAGCCGCAAUUCACUCUUCAAGGAAAGAAUCGAUUAAUCGUUAUCGUAAUCAUGGAUCAAACGGGAAUCACAGCAGAAACACAAAAGAGCCCGUGGGGUUCGGUGGCCCCGGCGGCUCCGGCCUGCUCUCUGGCUGAUGUGAUGAGCGAGCAGCUGGCCAGACAGCUGGACGAGGAGAGCAACGCCUUCCCCACGCUCACUAAUCCCGGAGCUGAUCUGUUGUUGUCAGAUGAGGUUUCUGAUACGACCAGCGACCUGAUGCUCGCCCAGAUGCUGCAGAUGCAGUUCGACCGCGAGUUCGACGAUCAGCUCCGCCGGGAGGAGAAGAAGUUCAACGGAGACAGCAAAGUGUCCAUCUCUUUUGAGAACUACCGUAUGGUUCAUCCGUAUGAAGACAGCGACAGCUCAGAGGACGAGGUGGACUGGCAGGAUACAAGACACGACCCCUACAGAGCUGAAAAGCCCCAGACCACACCCAGGAAAGGCUUCACUGGGAAAGGCAAGAACAUCACCACCAAACAUGACGAGGUGACCUGCGGCCGCAAGAACACUGCGCGCAUGGACAAUUUUGCUCCGGAGGUGCAUGUCGGUGAUGGGUUGGGGAUGGACCUGAAGUUGUCCAAUCAGGUGUUUAACUCUCUGAAGCAGCACUGCUACAGCGAGCAGAGACGCAGCGCCAGACUGCACGAGAAGAAGGAGCACUCCACCGCUGAGCAAGCGGUGGACCCUCGCACCCGUCUGCUGAUGUAUAAAAUGGUGAAUGCCGGCGUGCUGGAGAACAUUAACGGCUGCAUCAGCACAGGAAAAGAGUCCGUCGUCUUCCACGCUGAUGGAGGGAGCCUGGAGGAGCAGCCCGUUCCAGAUGAGGUGGUGCUGAAGGUUUUCAAGACGACGCUCAACGAGUUCAAGAACAGAGACCGCUACAUCAAAGACGACUAUCGCUUCAAAGAGCGCUUCAGCAAACUGAACCCACGCAAAGUCAUCAGGCUGUGGGCCGAGAAGGAGAUGCACAACCUGGCCAGGAUGAAGAAGGCGGAGAUUCCCUGUCCGGAGGUGGUGCUGUUGAAGAAACACAUCCUGGUGAUGUCCUUCAUCGGUAAAGACCACGUUCCUGCUCCCAAACUCAAAGACGUCAUGUUGGGCUCCGAGGACAUGAAGGACGCCUUCUACCAGGUCCUACAUUUGAUGCAGCUGUUGUAUCAGGAGUGUAAUCUGGUUCAUGCUGAUCUCAGCGAAUACAACAUGCUGUGGCACGAAGGGAAGGUGUGGUUGAUAGAUGUCAGCCAGUCCAUCGAGCCCACCCAUCCUCACGGCUUGGAGUUCCUCUUCAGAGACUGCAGGAACGUUGCCACGUUCUUCCAGAAGAGAGGGGUGAGCGAGGCGAUGAGUGUGUACGAGCUUUUCAACGCCGUGAGCGGCCUGAACAUCCCUGUUGGUGAAGAGGAAGAGGCCGAGUUCAUUGCUGAGAUUGUGGCGUUGGAGAAGAGGAACGAGGAUCACGUGCAGAAGCGAGGAAAGAAAACCUUCCCCGUCGCCUCUGAAGACGGCGGCCCUCCUUUAAAACCCGACGCCGAUGACUAACGCUCGCCCGGCUCGCUCUCUCUUCACGAUCCCGCCGUGUUGAAAACGCUGUAAAGAGGAGAUGAACGGAGGAGGCCCCCCCCUGGAGGACCCGGUGCCUCCCCCUCCAACCCUGCCACCACCCACCAACUGCUUCCUUAAAACAGGCAGGACGGAGCGCCUCCUCCUGGCUGCUGGAGGAGUGAGUUUCACCGUGUUGGAUGUUGAAGUCGGAGCGUCCUGAGCUGCUGAGAGGCUCCAACAGGGUUUUCUGAAGCUGAGACCACAUCUCAUAUCCUCCCGCUAAUAAUGGCUCACACUGAUACUGAGUCCAGUGUGUGUGUUUUGGUUUUUUUUGUAAGAAUCGUAGCAAAAAUACAAAUUUAAACAGGUAAAGCUUCUCGCACAGGACCUCUUCUGUUCUCUUAGAGGCUAAUUUUAAAUUCUGAUUGAGAGAUUCUGAAGGCUGAAUUCGGGGAAAUGGGAGUGAAACGAUGCAGAAGACAAUAAGGCGUGUUGCGUAUUUCAUUCUGUAGCUUUAAGACGGUGUAGUCCCUCAUUCGUCCAGGAGUGUGCCAUCGUAGAAAAGGUUUCAGUCGUAGUCGUCUGGACGCUGUUUUCAGAAUCAAGACGUUUCGGCUCCCAUCCG
Siniperca chuatsi (mandarin fish) is the source of this 2465-nucleotide messenger RNA. RefSeq names its product RIO kinase 3 (yeast) (gene riok3). The record is from RefSeq and is a predicted model, not a curated record. Gene Ontology annotation, biological process: protein phosphorylation; maturation of SSU-rRNA. The coding region runs from base 308 to 1837 and encodes 509 amino acids. The transcript has 13 exons. Gene Ontology annotation, molecular function: ATP binding; protein serine/threonine kinase activity. Gene Ontology annotation, cellular component: cytosol; preribosome, small subunit precursor. Lineage: Eukaryota; Metazoa; Chordata; Actinopteri; Centrarchiformes; Sinipercidae.